Molecule: messenger RNA, 918 nt
Organism: Chanos chanos (milkfish)
Lineage: Eukaryota; Metazoa; Chordata; Actinopteri; Gonorynchiformes; Chanidae
Product: protein phosphatase 1 regulatory subunit 3E
Exons: 1
Coding region: 1-918 (305 amino acids)
Biological process (GO): regulation of glycogen biosynthetic process
Cellular component (GO): protein phosphatase type 1 complex
Molecular function (GO): protein phosphatase 1 binding; glycogen binding
Source: RefSeq, a predicted model, not a curated record
AUGGAAACCGAAGGUGUACGCACUGUCGUGGUCAUGCUGCCUCCCAAAAACUGCAUCCCGAGAAACUACAGCUGCAUAGCUGGGCUCUUCGGGAGCUUGGCGACGACAAAUCAAAAGGCAGAAGAGGGCGAAGAAACAAUGAAUGGGGACUGCGAACCCCCGGAAAACCAUGUAGUGGACGAGAGACCAAGAGGCAGAGAAGCCUUUCUGAAGCCACCGCAGAGUCCCACUCUGCGCCGGAGAUGCAAAUCUUUGCCUACUCCGGUCGAAAGAGCCAAAUUAGAAAUUGCACGCAGCCGGAGCCCAUCGAGUCAAAAGAAAGUACGAUUUGCCGAUUCCCUGGGUCUGGAGCUAAUUUCUAUUAAGCACUUUGACGACACAGACAUGCCAGAGGUACCCCAACGCAUAAUAGACAAAUUCAAGAAAGGCAGAGCUCUCCACUUUAACAACUUCGACAAACUGACAGCCGCACCGUCCCAGUCUAUAUUUAUGGAAAUGCUUUUCACCAACCCCGGGGCAUUACCCAAUUUUCUUGAGAAGGUGAAAGAAGUAAAGGUUUUAUUAGAGUGUGUCGAGACCGAUGAAUUCAGUCUUUCGGGCAUUGUGCGUGUUUUGAACCUCGCUUUCGAGAAAAAUGUCUUCUUGAGGUAUACUCUUAAUAACUGGAUCACAUUUAUGGAUAUUCUGGCAUCAUACGUUCCCCAUUCAACUGAUGGGUUCACAGACAAAUUCUCCUUUAAAAUCAUCACCCCGACGUUCCUUGAGAGUGGAGGCACCUUACAGUUUGCUAUUAAAUACUGUGUUGGUGGGGAAGAAUUCUGGGACAACAAUAACGGGAAUAAUUACAAAGUGAGGCGCCACAGGUUUAAAAUCUCACCACCACGCGAAUGGGAGAAUGGUUGGAUUCACUUUAUUUAG